GAGUCUCACAUACCGUUUCGCGCCGUUCAAUAAUUGUCAAAAGGAUGGUCGUCAAUUCCAUAUGACUAACCUCGUCCAAGUGGGACCGCAAGCACACUUUGUCGGUAGACUUGAGUGGCCGUACGAUGCGACGAGGAUGAACACCCAUCGACUCGACGGGGAAACUCGGGACAUCGAGCAGUUCCACGUUGACCUCAACACCACAGGCGAAUCCUGGGAAAAGGUUUCCGUGGACAUUUUCGUGCAUCGCAAUGGGACAAAGGUUCAUCUGACUAGCACCAGUCAACCUCAGGACUUCUGGUUUGCUCAGUCCAUCGACUUCAGAGGCGACUUGCCUAGAACUCUAACAAUCACGAGGCUAUCUCACAGCUGUGAUUCUGUGGGAUUUUAUUAUGGUGAUCCCUUCGACGAUGGGUACAGCUGGUUCUGGUUCACCUCGGAUGACGAAGGUAUUGGUGAGUGGGCUUACACCAAUGGAGGUAAGAACUCUAGAGCGCGAUACUGUCAACAGUGAGCUUUGACCGACGAUCAACAAGCGAUCGUUGGACGCAGAAUGCUUCGCUCUUUUCCCGGCUGGUGAAAGGAGCUUCAUUGUCACAACUUUAAAUAUCUUUGGCUGAUCUUGACUGCCUAAAGAGUAUAUCUGAACUCUGUUAAACCUUCC
Messenger RNA from Pseudocercospora fijiensis CIRAD86, 664 nucleotides. RefSeq lists its product as uncharacterized. The coding region runs from base 62 to 514 and encodes 150 amino acids. NCBI's taxonomy places the organism in Eukaryota, Fungi, Ascomycota, Dothideomycetes, Mycosphaerellales, Mycosphaerellaceae. The record is from RefSeq and is a predicted model, not a curated record. The transcript has a single exon.